Messenger RNA from Penicillium griseofulvum, 1266 nucleotides. RefSeq names its product TDT family transporter. Gene Ontology annotation, molecular function: sulfite transmembrane transporter activity. The record is from RefSeq and is a predicted model, not a curated record. Bases 1 to 1266 code for a protein of 421 amino acids. Lineage: Eukaryota; Fungi; Ascomycota; Eurotiomycetes; Eurotiales; Aspergillaceae. Gene Ontology annotation, cellular component: plasma membrane. Gene Ontology annotation, biological process: transmembrane transport; sulfite transmembrane transport. The transcript is spliced from 5 exons.
AUGCCGCAACGAGACAAUCAAAACCAAUUCUCAUCUAGCGACGAGGCUAUUCAUGAGAACAUAAAUGAUACCACAGAGUCACCGGAAAGCGAGAAUAUAGACUCUUACCCAAAUCACUCAAAGCAUAAUCAUGGCUGGCGCCAUCUUGUGCGGAAUUUCACACCGGCUUGGUUCUCAGUCAAUAUGGGCACUGGGAUUACUUCUAUUCUGCUCAACACUCUACCCUAUAAUGGCAGAUGGCUAUACUGGAUAUCAGUGGUGAUAUUCUGUUUGAAUGUCCUCCUUUUUAUCAUCUUCUCCACCAUCACCAUCUUGCGAUAUAUCCUCUACCCAAAGGCCUUCUACCUCAUGGUGACACAUCCCGCGCAAUCCCUUUUCGUCGGAACUCUCCCUAUGGGGUUUUCAACAAUUGUCAAUAUGUUUUGCUAUAUCUGCGUACCAGCUUGGGGAGAGUGGGCUGUUUACUUUGCCUGGGCUCUGUGGAUUGUAGAUGUUAUCAUGUCUGUUAUGACAUGCUUCGGGAUACCAUUUAUUGUAAUGACUCGAUCAGCUCACAUCGAACUACAAGCGAUGGGCGCCGCUUGGCUGCUUCCCAUUGUGUCUUGUGUCGUUGCGGCGGCAUCGGGGGGUAUCGUGGCUGAUUACCUCCCAAAUCCUCAGUAUGCUCUAGGGACUAUUAUCGCGAGCUAUUUUCUAUGGGGAGUCGGAGUGCCCCUAGCAAUGAUGGUCAUUGUCAUUUAUUUGAUGCGUCUUAUGCUGUACAAACUACCACCAAAAGCAGUGAUUGUUAGCACGUUCUUGCCCCUUGGUCCUCUUGGUCAAGGCGGGUUCGGAAUUCAAAAAUUGGGGAUAGUUGCACAAAAGGUCUUCCCCCUUACAGGAACAUUGAGACCCGGAUCAGGAGAUACGUUCUACGACAUCGGGUUUCUGGUGGCUCUACUCAUGUGGUCAUUUGGCUGUUUAUGGUUGUUCUUUGCAGUGGCAGCCAUUAUUCGGUCGAGGAAAUUUCCAUUCAACCUCGGAUGGUGGGCAUUCACUUUCCCGCUCGGCGUCUUUGCAAACUGUACCAACCAGCUGGGUAAAGAAAUGCCGUCUAGGUUCUUUAGGGUCCUAGGCACAAUACUAUGCGUUUGUGUUGUAUUAAUAUGGAUUGUGGUGUCGCUCUUCACGCUAAAGGGAGCUUUCAAUCGCAGUCUUUUCGUGGCACCUUGUCUGGCUGACUUCCAGGAGUAUGAGCCUCAGAAGUUUCAGAAAGAGAAGCACUGA